Neolamprologus brichardi is the source of this 2569-nucleotide messenger RNA. The record is from RefSeq and is a predicted model, not a curated record. NCBI's taxonomy places the organism in Eukaryota, Metazoa, Chordata, Actinopteri, Cichliformes, Cichlidae.
CAAGACGCAGGACAGUUUCUACUCGCUCAUCUGAGAAAGGACAUGAAACACCUCAUCAGAAGUCUGGGUAAGGGGACAGACGACACAAUCAGCACCGUUCACCUGGUCAUCAACAGCCUCCUGGAGACACACCAGCAGCAAAGAUGGCCUGUUCAGUAUGACAAUCUUCUCUCGACCAAAGAAGCACGAAACGGCUGGGAAAUUGAAAUGAGCGCUGCCAUUAUCACACCACAUCUGAAGCACUUGGAUAGACAGCUAAUGGAAGUGAACACAUUUAUCCGGGCUGACUCUCGUAUCUCUGCCAGUCCAAUUAUGAAGCUAAUUUUUGGAGAUCCUCAGCUCUUCUUGGCUUCACUUCCUCCAAAAUCUCUGAUCCAUGUUUCUGCCGUGUGGAGCUGCCGGGAGAAGGUGUCUCUGUUGAGCCUCACUCACAUCGUGGAGCAAAAUGAUGGCAAAGACACCUUGCCGGUCCUCUGGAGAUUCCUCCAUAGGGAAGCAGAAAUCCGACUGGUGAAGCACCUUCCUGAAAUCCUGGCACUCCAGAGGGAUCUAGUGAAGAAGUUUCUGAACAUCGCUGAGCUAACGGAAGGCAGCAUCGCUGAAUUUCUCCGCAAUCAGAAAGCAGUUUCGCUCAAAACCUGGUACGAAAAACACAUCAGAAUCUUCCUGGCAACCUGGAAUCAGCUCAGAGUAUCGCUGGCAACCAAUGGUGAGAUUAAGAUCCCGGCUGAGUUCUGCCAGAAUGACCUGGACCUCAACAGUGACUUCAGGGUGCUGUUGCCACGGCGACACGGCCCAGGCCUGUGCUCUACAGCUCUCGUCAGCUACCUAAUUGCGCUGCACAAUGACAUUAUAUACUGUGUGGACAAGCACACUGGAGAGGAGACCAGCUACAAAGUAAGCCCUGCAGAUCUGACUGACCUGCAUGUGAUUCGUUACGAGCUGGAGAGGGAUGUGAUGCCGCUGGUUCUGUCCAACACCCAGUACAGCAUCGAGCGGGGCCAGGAGACCCUUCACGAGUAUGACUUGCCUAAGAUCGAGCAGCAGAUCAUCUCACGCUUCCUGCUGGGCAAGCCUCUCAUCACUCUCAAUGGCCUUCCUACACUAGUGAAUAGACACGAUCGCAACUACGAGAUUAUCCUCAAGGUCAUAAAAGAAAAAGUCAAACAAGAGCCUCUUCAGACUCUCACUCUCUUUGCUGUGGCUGGAGAGCUCCACUCCUACAGUGAGGUGUGUGACGCUUUGUCAAUGCUGGAAGUGGCCCUUGGUUUCCUUGCAAUGACUGGGGGAGAGCCUCAUAUGCAGCUGUCCUCCUACCUGGAGGAGGUGCUGCAGAUGGGAAACCAGAUGGCUCAGCACAUCCUCAAGGCCUUUGGCAUGUGUUGCCUUAAACACUGUGUGGCACUGUGGCAGCUGCUGGCCUCACUUAAAUCAGAAAACAUGCUGCGCCUCAAGAGGGAUCCGUUUGUAGGAGUUUCAGAGAAGUACAAACAGGCCCUGGGUGAGGACGAGCACAGGCUGCUCAUUGGUUUCUUCUCUAAAAACAGCGCUGACACUUUCCUCCUGGAGAUGCACGAGUUCCUGGUGCUGUUCCUCAAAAAGCCAAAUGCAACUGAUACCUUCAGGCCUGGCUGGGGCUUGAAAGACACGCUGGGGUCUUACAUGGAGCGCAAAGACAUGGACAUUCCCGGUGAUGUGGAAGAGCUCUUCCCAGAAGAGAUCCUCCUGUCCCAUUACGUCGAAGCAUGGAAGUUUAUCGUAGCCUUCAAGCAGGAGCGCGGACAGAGACAAUGAGAACAAGAUUUAAGCUUUAUUCCUUUUUUUCAUUCUGUAUGCGAUGUCAUGAAAAUCCCUCAGAUCAUGUUUACAUCUUGAAAUGACAGUAUUCAUUUGUCAUGUAAUUACACGUAUACAGAGAAGACGUGCCUUUGACAGAGCACUAGCUUCAUAGAAUAAGACACAUUUUACAGCUUGUCUAUAUGAUAAUGUGAGCUUUUUUUCACUUAAUGAUCUCUUCUUGGAUUGUAUCACUUUCUAUUUUCUUUGAUGUUAUCUCUGCAGCUGCAGUUUAAGUCUGCUUACUUGCACUUUACAUUUAAUGUGAAUUUAAAAAAAAAGUUAAUUUACUCAGGUGAAAAAAAAUGGAUUAAAUUGAGGAAGGUAAAAUCAGACUUAUCUAAAUCACGUUUUCAGGAACAAGCUGACUUUUUUACUGAAGUCAUCAGUCACAUUUUGUCAUUUAAUUUUCUGGGUUUCUUUUGUAACGUUUGCUUCCUAUACAGAACAUCUACUUGCCCUUCUUUCACUUUAAGCUUGUCAUUGUGAUGUCAACUUUUUCCAUUCAUUUUCUUCGAGUUGUUAUUACUAAUUAGUAUAUUUACUGAGUUCAAUUCACUUUUCCUAUUGUUUCCAUUCUCCUCUUAGUAAUUUUUGUAUGUGGGAUCUGUAAUAUAAACAGCUUCCAGCAAACCUUUAAUGAUGCCUACAUUUGAUUUUUAUGUUUCUUUUGUUUACACAGAGGUUGUAGGCCAAAAACAUACACGUGUCAAAUAUAACCUCCUUUUCAACA